AUGGCGCGGAGAGUAUUCAGCCCAUUGAUGCUGCCUCUGGCGAUGCUCCAGGCCUUCUUCAUGAUGGCCCUUAGCGGCCUUUGGCUGUGGCUCUUUGGCAUAUUUUGGACCUUCAUGGUCAUUGAGCUGCCCAAGGACCUGGGCCCCUACAGUCAGAUGAGCUCGCUGUCAAUGUUCCUGCUCCGAGCCUUCCCGAUGAAAGAGACGAACGAUGUCAGCUAUGAGUUCAAGUUUGACCAUGUGCUGAUCCUUGCGUGUGUCUUUGUGAUUAUGAUGAUGGCAUGGGCCCCGACGAGGACUGAGGUGGAGGAGGAGGACGACAAGGAGCUGGCCAAGGCCAACAAAAAGACCAAGGCAAAGAAGCUGGCGAAAGCCCUUAGCUGA
Symbiodinium natans is the source of this 384-nucleotide messenger RNA. The record is from the annotation of a GenBank genome assembly. Lineage: Eukaryota; Dinophyceae; Suessiales; Symbiodiniaceae.